Messenger RNA from Phyllotreta striolata, 1335 nucleotides. NCBI's taxonomy places the organism in Eukaryota, Metazoa, Arthropoda, Insecta, Coleoptera, Chrysomelidae. The record is from the annotation of a GenBank genome assembly.
AUGACAUCCAUGACAUUGACAGUUCUCAGAUUGAUAUCUAAGCGAGCGGUGCAUUCGGCAGUUAAGAGUAGGCUUUUUUCGACGAGUAUGGCGCUAAACAAAUUAUCUAUCGACGCCCUGGAGUUGGCCAACAAAAGGGUCCUGAUGAGGGUCGAUUUCAACGUUCCUCUUAAAGACGGGAAAAUCACCAACAACCAAAGAAUCGUGGCCGCCUUGGAUUCCGUCCGGUACGCUUUGGAUAAGAAGGCGAAGAGUGUCGUGCUCAUGUCGCACUUGGGUCGACCCGAUGGAAGUCCCAAUCCCAAAUACACCCUUAAACCGGUCGUAGGCGAGCUGGAGAAUCUUUUGAAAAGGUCUGUUACGUUCCUGCCCGAUUGCGUGGGCCCCGAAGUAGAAAAAGCCUGCGCGGAUCCCCAACCGGGCUCGGUUAUUCUGCUCGAGAACCUUCGGUACCACAUCGAAGAAGAAGGCAAGGGAGUGGACUCCAGCGGGAACAAGGCCAAAGCCGAUCCGGCCAAAGUGAAAGAGUUCAGGGCCGGAUUGCGUAAACUGGGCGACGUCUACGUCAACGACGCCUUCGGUACGGCCCACAGGGCGCAUUCCUCCAUGUUGGGCGAGGGUUUCGAGCAAAGGGCAUCUGGAUUCUUGAUGAAAAAGGAACUGCAAUAUUUCGCCAAAGCUUUGGACAAUCCGGAAAGGCCUUUCUUGGCUAUAUUGGGAGGUGCAAAAGUAGCCGAUAAGAUCCAACUCAUCGAGAAUUUACUCGACAAAGUCAACGAGAUGCUCAUCGGCGGUGGAAUGGCUUAUACCUUCCUCAAAGAGACCAAAGGCAUGUCCAUCGGGACGUCGCUGUACGAUCAAGAAGGCGCCCGGAUCGUCGGGAAACUGAUGGAAAAGGCGCGGAAAAACAACGUACAAAUCCACCUGCCGGUCGAUUUCGUCAUCGCCGAUAAAUUCGACGAAAACGCCAACACGCGCUCAGUUACUGCAGAUGAAGGCAUUCCGGAGGGCUGGAUGGGGCUGGAUAUCGGACCGAAAACCGUGGAAGCUUUCAAAGAUCCGAUAGCUCGCGCCAAAAUCGUCGUUUGGAACGGACCGUCGGGGGUGUUCGAGUGGGAGAAAUUCUGCAACGGUACCAAAAGCAUCAUGGACGAGGUCGUUAAAGCCACGGCGAAAGGAGCUGUAACUAUAAUCGGCGGUGGAGAUACGGCGACUUGCGCUGCUACUUGGAAAACCGAAGAUAAGGUGUCUCACGUGUCUACAGGCGGCGGGGCCAGUCUCGAGUUGUUAGAAGGUAAAGUUCUACCGGGUGUUGCCGCUCUAUCGGACGCUUAG